AUGUGGAAAAAAGUUAAUGAGUUAACAAAUAGGAAUGUAAAAUCCACCAAUAUAAAUGAAAUUUCAGAUGACGGGAAUAUAGUAACUGAUCCAAGAGAAAUUGCAAAUAUUUUCAAUAACUGUUUUACAGAUAUAGGACCCAAAUUAGCAAAAGAUCUGCCGGAACAUAACCAGAUACCAGAAUCGUAUGUGAAACCUAUAAACACCAUUUUCCGGUUUCAGUUAGUAACUGAAACAGACGUUUCUAAACUGUUAUAUACUAUUAAAACAACUAAAGUUACAGGACAUGACAGAAUCUCGGCUAAACUAUUGAAAGAUUCUGCUGAUGUAAUUGCUAAGUCAUUAACAACAAUAUUCAAAAAGUCAAUACUAUCGGGUAGUUUUCCAGAUGAUAUGAAAAUAGCAAUUGUUUCCCCUAUUUAUAAAUCGGAUUGUAAA
This is a messenger RNA of Paramuricea clavata, 438 nucleotides long. Lineage: Eukaryota; Metazoa; Cnidaria; Anthozoa; Malacalcyonacea; Plexauridae. The record is from the annotation of a GenBank genome assembly.